AGUUGUAAAAGAUCAACAAACAAAACCAAACCUUAAAACAGUGCACACUUUGAAGUUGGAAACAGAGGCAUAUUACAAAGAGCAAAAAUAUGGAUUCUAUCAAGUCCUUCAAGGGGUACGGCAAAGUAGAUGAGCUCGAGCAGAAAGCCUUUCAGAAGAAGACACGUAAGCGUGUGAUAAUCGUGAUCGUCUCGUCCAUCGUUCUCAUAGCGUUGAUUAUCGCCGCGGUUGCAGGGGUCGUCAUAUACAAGCGCAACACCUCAUCAUCCUCAGCCGACUCGGUUCCCCAACCCGAUUUGAACCCGGCCGCGUCACUCAAAGCUGUUUGCGAGGUGACUCAGUACCCUAACUCGUGCUUCGCCGCAAUCUCCGCCGUCGCGAACUCCAACACCACCGAUCCCGAGCUACUCUUCAAGCUCUCCCUACGCGUCGCCAUUGACGAACUUUCCAAGCUCUCGAGCUUCCCUUCGAAGCUCCGCGCCAUUGCGAACAACGACACGCGCCUCCAGAAGGCCAUCGACGUUUGCUCCACCGUCAUCGGCGACGCGCUGGACCGGCUCAACGAUUCGAUCUCCUCGCUAGACGUCGCCGGAGGCGGCGGCGCCGGGAAAAUUCUCUCGACGGCGAAGAUCAGCGACUACGAGACCUGGCUCAGCGCCGCGAUCACGGACCAGGACACGUGCCUGGACGCUCUCGGCGAGGUGAACUCCACCGCCGCGCGCGGCGUUCUACGGGAAAUGGGAACCGCCAUGAAGAACUCCACCGAGUUCUCGAGUAACAGCUUGGCCAUCGUCACGAGGAUCCUAGGGCUUCUCUCGAAGUUGAACGCGCCGAUCCACAACCGGAGGCUGCUAGGAGCGUUCCCGGAGUGGGUGAGCGCGGCGGAUAGGAGGCUGUUGGCGGAGGAGGGAAACGAUACUACGACGCCGGACGCGGUGGUGGCGAAGGACGGCAGCGGACAGUACAAGACGAUUGCGGAGGCGGUGAAGGCGGUGAAGAAGAAGAGCGAUAAGAGAUUCGUGGUGUACGUGAAGGAAGGGGUUUACGUGGAAAACAUCGAUUUGGAUAAGGAUACGUGGAAUGUGAUGAUCUACGGUGACGGCAAGACCAAAACCGUCGUCCAGGGUGGCCGGAACUUCAUCGACGGCACUCCCACUUUUGAAACUGCCACUUUCGCUGUUAAAGGAAAGGGAUUCAUUGCCAAAGACAUCGGAUUCGUUAACACUGCAGGUGCAGCUAAACACCAAGCUGUGGCUUUAAGAUCUGGCUCGGAUCGUUCUGUGUUCUACAGGUGCUCAUUUGAUGGGUUUCAGGAUACUCUCUAUGCACAUUCUAACCGCCAAUUCUACCGUGAGUGUGACAUUACAGGUACCAUUGACUUCAUAUUUGGAAAUGCUGCUGUUGUGUUCCAAAGUUGCAAAAUCAUGCCUAGGCAGCCUCUAUUAAACCAGUUCAACACAAUCACAGCUCAGGGCAAGAAGGAUCCUAACCAAAACACUGGAAUUAUAAUCCAGAAAUCUAGCAUCACUACCUUAGAGAAUGACAAUCUCACAGCUGACACAUACCUUGGUAGGCCUUGGAAAGAUUACUCCACUACUGUUAUCAUGCAAUCUGAUAUUGGGUCAUUCUUGAAACCUGUUGGGUGGGUGAGUUGGGUUACCAAUGUGGAACCUGCAAAUACCAUCUUGUAUGCUGAAUACCAGAACUCUGGGUCAGGAGCAGACGUGACCCAGAGGGUCAAAUGGGCUGGUUAUAAGCCCACUCUCACGGACUCUGAGGCAGGGAAGUUUACUGUGGAGUCCUUUAUCCAGGGCCCUGAAUGGUUGCCAGAUGCUGCUGUGAAGUUUGAAUCUUCCUUGUGAUUUUAAUAUGGGCCUCAUAGAGAUUACUAGAUUAGCAUCAACUGCUAAUCAUAUUUUUCUUGUAUUAGCACACUCUUGUAACUUGUAUUGUAUAACACGUAUUUUUUUUGACCUCAUUUUGAAUGGUUUGUAAAAUUCUUCCGGUUAA
Gastrolobium bilobum is the source of this 2010-nucleotide messenger RNA. RefSeq names its product pectinesterase 3. The transcript is spliced from 2 exons. The coding region runs from base 90 to 1862 and encodes 590 amino acids. Gene Ontology annotation, biological process: cell wall modification. The record is from RefSeq and is a predicted model, not a curated record. Gene Ontology annotation, molecular function: pectinesterase activity; pectinesterase inhibitor activity. NCBI's taxonomy places the organism in Eukaryota, Viridiplantae, Streptophyta, Magnoliopsida, Fabales, Fabaceae.